Elaeis guineensis (African oil palm) is the source of this 1198-nucleotide messenger RNA. RefSeq lists its product as uncharacterized. Lineage: Eukaryota; Viridiplantae; Streptophyta; Magnoliopsida; Arecales; Arecaceae. Gene Ontology annotation, biological process: lipid metabolic process. The record is from RefSeq and is a predicted model, not a curated record.
UCCAGCUAGCGGCGGCGGAAGAAAAAGAAUUUAUCCAAUCCCUACCCGCCAUGGCAAUGGCGGCCGCCUCUCGUCUCUCCUAUCCCUCUCCCUCUAUCCCCAUCCUAAGAAGUCAACCCCUUCCCUCCCGUCGGAGUUUUUCGAGAGGAGGAGAUCAGAAGCCCCCGCCGCCUCCCCUUCUCCAAUCCUAAGCCUCCAUCCAGUUUACUUGACAGGUAUAAUGGGUUUGAGAACGAGGUUCAUUCUUCUUCUUAUGCUGGCCAGCACCUCUGCCUGUGCAAAUGCUAGAGAUCUGUUAACCUUGGAUAUCAUGGUGGAUAACAAGAUACAAAGUGAAAGUAGAAUGUCUGAAUCAAUUGCAAGGAAUCAAGAAUUGUGCACAAUAUGUGAAGAGUUUACUUCCCAGGCUACAUACUAUUUUGGUGAGAAUGAGACCCAGACUGAGAUUAUCAACACCCUUCACCAUGCAUGUUCUCGUUUGCAUUCUUUUGAAAAGCAGUGUGUUUUGUUGGUAGACUAUUAUGCACCUCUUUUCUUCAUGGAGAUUGCUACAAUACACCCAGAGCAAUUCUGUGGGAAGGUGAAUCUCUGUGAAAAGACAGUAUUGACUCCUUUGCCAAAGCGUGAUGAUGCCUGCACAAUCUGCCAUCACGCUGUUGUGGAAAUUCUUACCAAACUGAAGGAUCCUGACACACAGUUUGAGAUACUAGAGAUGCUUUUGAAAGUAUGCAACAAGGUGGAGAAUUUUGUGCAACAGUGUAAGAGGUUGGUCUUUCAAUACAGUCCUCUAAUCAUGGUGAACCUUGAGAAGUUUCUUGAGACAACAGAUGUCUGUACUUUAAUCCAUGCAUGCAAAGCUAGUCAAGAAGUGGUGGCGAGGUCAGAAUUAUUAGCUGUUGCUUGACGCUAUGGAAAUGCAGUUUCCCAAGCCCAAGAGUAGGCACAACAAAUUGAAUGGGUAAAGGAUUUGUGGCGGGAAAAGAAGUUGCUAUUGGAGUAACCUUUUUCUCUCUCAAUUAUUGUUAAGCCUGUAAUUUUAAAGUUCACAUCCCUGUAAUUUGCCAUAGUUGCAAAUUGCCUCAACCAUUGGAUUGUAACAUCGUUGGCGAGAUCUGUGUAUGAUAUCAUUUGUCUACUUGAUUGCAGGUUCUUCAACCUGUAAACAACUUUGUUUAUUGAAUGCAAGCUUCAAAUGACC